Messenger RNA from Nannizzia gypsea CBS 118893, 372 nucleotides. RefSeq lists its product as hypothetical. Bases 1 to 372 code for a protein of 123 amino acids. Gene Ontology annotation, biological process: mitochondrial respiratory chain complex IV assembly. NCBI's taxonomy places the organism in Eukaryota, Fungi, Ascomycota, Eurotiomycetes, Onygenales, Arthrodermataceae. Gene Ontology annotation, cellular component: mitochondrion. The transcript is spliced from 3 exons. The record is from RefSeq and is a predicted model, not a curated record.
AUGCCGAGUUCGUGUAAAGACCUGCGCCAGGCACUGGCCGAAUGUCUCCAGGAAUCAGACUGCAUCAUGGUCCAGCGGAACACACCCCAGGACUGUCUGCGUUCCCCCAACCUCGAGCAAUUGCCUAUCAAAUGUCAGCAGCUGAAGAAAGGUCUCAGCGAAUGCAAGCGAGGAAUGGUAGACAUGCGCAAACGGUUCCGCGGAAACCAGCCGUUCCAGCUCGCCAAGGAGACAGAUAGCGCUACUGGCGAGGUCGUCGAGAAGAAACAGCCGGUUCCCCAGCUCUACGCUGGUCGGCCGGCGUACCAGGGCGUUAAGCAGAUAAAUGGUGAUGAAGUGCAGAUGGACCCUGAGAAGACAAGGGGUUUGUAA